AUGAUAGGGAUGACAGACAAGAGCGGAGAUCGCAAAAGGCGCUCACGGAGCCGAAAUAGGAGAGAAAGUGAUGAAGAAUCAGCGCGAGAUAAACGUGCACGUCGUGAGAAAAACGAUGAAAAGGCUGUAGAAGAAGAGAAAGCUGCAGAACCGGAAAAACCUAAAAAAGAGCCGCUGGACCUGUUGAGGACAAGGACUGGUGGUGCCUAUAUUCCUCCAGCUAAACUGCGAAUGAUGCAGGAUCAGAUUAAGGAUAAGGUAUCGUCCAUUCUAUGGAGAUUAGCUUAUAAAUGGAUAGGUACUUAUUUGCUUAUUUUAGAGCAGUGA
Messenger RNA from Cooperia oncophora, 327 nucleotides. NCBI's taxonomy places the organism in Eukaryota, Metazoa, Nematoda, Chromadorea, Rhabditida, Trichostrongylidae. The record is from the annotation of a GenBank genome assembly.